Molecule: messenger RNA, 408 nt
Organism: Manihot esculenta (cassava)
Lineage: Eukaryota; Viridiplantae; Streptophyta; Magnoliopsida; Malpighiales; Euphorbiaceae
Exons: 2
Coding region: 1-408 (135 amino acids)
Source: RefSeq, a predicted model, not a curated record
AUGCAUCGAUCGGCGAGCUGGAACAAGGUGGCGGUUGACUACUUCCUUCACCCAUCGCAAAAUGCUGCAGCUGGGAUGAGAAUAUCACCUUUGCCGGAGGAGAAGGAACUGCCGACUUAUGAUCCAAUCGUGGAAAUGGCAAACAAGGAAAAACGUAUCAAGUUUGCUGAGAAUGCUGUGCAUGUUAUUCCUUUCUUGCUGAUGCUUUGUGCAUUUACUUUAUGGUUCUUUUCUAAUCCAGAUGUGGGGGUGGGAGUUAAAACGGAUUCCAUAGCAGCAAGAAUUGAAGGUCACAUCAAAACCAAUAGUCAUGCUACCCAAACAAGGUCUUUACCAAUUGAUUUGGAUGCGCCUAGACGAACCACGGAUCAUAAAAUUGGCAGAAGAUUAACAGAUAUAUCUCGUUGA